This is a messenger RNA of Paramecium primaurelia, 921 nucleotides long. The record is from the annotation of a GenBank genome assembly. NCBI's taxonomy places the organism in Eukaryota, Ciliophora, Oligohymenophorea, Peniculida, Parameciidae.
AUGUUGCUGUUGAUGGACUUGAUGGUAGGUAUUUUUAAUUAAAUCUCAGGAUGGAAAUCCAACUUAAAUAAUAUUGUUUUUCAAAGUGGUGAUGUAAUGUUAUAUGGAGGUAAUUCUCCCAAAUUUAGUAUAUUAUUCUCGAGACUAAGUCCUCAUUAUUAAGUUAAAAUAGAAAUGGAAUUUUGGUUGUAAUAGUAUUUAUUAAAUAAGAAAUAACCUUAUGAAUUUUGGGGGUUUAUAAAUGUAUUUAGAUGGGAUGAAAAUUUAUAAUAGGUCUUAUAAUAAUGAUACGAUAAUAAGUUUAAAUGGUCCUACACCAUUCAAUUAAUAUUACGAUAUUAUAAUAGUAAAAUAUCCACAGAAAAAAAAAACUGCUUUUAUAUAUAUUGAUGUCACAGGAUUGGUAUUUUAUCAAUAUAUUUUGAGUCAAGUUGUGGGAUUCGAAUUUUUUAAUUUUAUAUUGAAAGAUGCCCCUAAGGAUGUGAUGUUUGUGACAAUUACGAUUUUUUAGCUUGCAAAAAAUGGAGAAUUUUUAUGUUAAACUUUGAUUAGUAUCAAUUUUCGAACCUUUAAGGAUGGUCUACAGAAUUAUCUUGGAAUUUGUAAUAAUUUUUUAUUUGUGGAUAAUGUCAUUUUCUUCGAUAAUAUUAAAUUCAAUACACUGGAGUAUUAUCCCCUCAUAAAGGUUUAAUGGUUAAAUUUUUUAGAAUAUUUGAUAUUGGUUCUCAAAUUAUAUUAAUAAAUGGAGUAGAAUAUUUAGUGUAAUAGCCAACUGUAUUUUAUUAGAUUGAAUUAAUAAUUAAUCAACACAUAGACCAAAAAUUAUCUAUUACUAUCUAUAGUCGAAAUCAAUAUAUAAUUUAGUUUAUAGUUAAAUACCCAUUUUAUUUAAUAUUCAUAUAAUUGCAUAAUCAUUAUUGA